AUGGAUACCCCACGAUCCGCUGAGAUUAUUCCCAAGAACAUACAAAAGGUCCGAGAAUCGAAUCAUAACCUUACGAGUCAUACAAAUCAACACGAUACCUUGAUUAUGAAGACGCAGCACAGUGUGAUGGUAUCCUCACACAACCAAUGCAUGGAAUUGGCAUCAAUCACAGGAUUGGGGGGUUCAUGUAAAGGAGUCUAGGGUGUCCGGAUCCAAGCACAAUCUCCUCAACAUUUCGCGAGAACUUCGAGAUAUUAUUUACUCAUAUCUCCUAGUCAAUACAGUUCUGGGUCAGGCUGAUUCCGUCUUCGCAUCCCCCAUUAUUGGCAACACCCAAAUAUACAAUUUACAUGCCAACAUUCUUUACGCAUGUAAGCAAACAUACCAGGAAGGUAUCUCCACCUUAUACGGCAACCCCAUGUUUAUGUAUUGCAGCAAUAAUAUGGAUGUUUGCGUUUUUCUUGAUGUCGCUGGUGACAGAAAGAUUUUGCGUCAUCCAUACAGUUACCAAGAUGGAAUUUCGGAACCCCGCACCAUAAAUAUGUGUCCACUAACCCGAUAUACGUAUAGAAACUAUCAAACUAAGGGACAUGAAGAUACGUUAUCAUUUCGUAACACUCCGGGUAUUCAGAAUUUCAAGACCUGGAAUGUUCUCUUCGGUACUGCAGAGCAGGUGAUUACUAGUUCAGAUGCUUUCGCUGAGUUAUGUGUUUCAUUGCAUCCAUAUUCGGGAAUCUCGCUAAACAUAUCAAUUUUGCUACUGUGUGUCUAAUGUCGGCACGUCUUUUAGCCCUAAAAAUCAACGGGAAGAUUAGGACUUGACACGGGCAACGUAUUGGUCGGAAGUCUUUUACCUUUGCAAAUGCUUCGAAACGUGAGGAGCUUUGUUGUCAAGGCUGCUCAAGGUAAACAAAUUCCGGACUACUGCAACAACCCAAGAUUUGAGGUGGCUGCUGACCUGAUUGUACCUGAUCUGCCCUCGCCAGAGCUCAUUGAGGAGUACUCCAAACUCACUGGUGGAUCAGCACCGGUUAUUGAAUGCGUGGGUCUCUUAUGGAACCGGCUUGAGGAAUAUGCCAUGUGUUUCGAACAUGCUAAAUUAUCAGUGAGAGAGACAACUUAUGCUGGCCAUAGCCACCAACACGGUAUUAGAGUUCAUGACUUGUCGAAAAAUGAGGGUCAAUGGGAUCAUAGAGUGCAGGUCAUCGAAGGUGACUCUCUUCUAAUUGCAGAUGAACCAAACUUCUGACGCGCACAAGCAGUAGCUAAGGCCAGCAUUCAUCCAUCUCUUGACCACACUGAAUCCACCAAUGACGUCACCCGUUUCAAGGAAUACCGAGCCAAUCUUCUUGGAAUUCUUGAGCCCCAAUACCAACAAAUUCGAAGCUGUUCUCCCAAACUACAAGAGUAUUUAAAAGAGGAGAAUGGGUCGAGUGGAAUAUUCACAAGUGGGCCUUCCCAUGCUACUGACCAAGCCGAACAUUGGGACAGGAUGGCAAUAGGUAUCACACUGUUGGAGGAAUAUGAUUUUUCAUUUGUAAGAGAACUCACGGAGGAGCUACAGCUUGCCAUAAGAAAAGAGAACAAGUUCGUGGUACUGGAGUACGACACCACCCAUAUGACAGUGGUGAUGGAAAGGGUUACCUGGGCGUUCGAAAAGAGAAAAUGGAGGAAAAUCCUGGCUUUUUACAGGGAGGCUAUCAGGCUCUUGGAAGAGCAACAUUUCAAAUUGCGACGAUGUAGAAUGGAUUUAUUCAAGUGGGAUGUUUUAGGCGAAGAUUUGGUCGAGACACUCAGCUCGAUGCGUUGAAGAGAAUUCGUUGGCCAGAGCAAAGCUUGAAGGAAAAGUUGCGCGAUCAAAGGUAUGUGGGGCAUUAUGGAGGCAUUAUUAGUGGUGAAGAUAGCGAUGAGGAUUCCGACGACGAUGAAAAUGUCGACGAUGAUGGAGAUGACGAUGACAAUGAGGGUAUCAAUAACGAUAAUGAUGGUACCGAUAACGAUGGGGGUAUCGAUGAUGAUGGAAAUACGGACGAUGAUGAGGGCAUCGAUCAAAUUAGCCAAGACAUCGGUAUCUAGCUUCAAGCUUUUGCUUCCAUUGGUAAGCUGCGGAUACAUAAUCCUUACCCCUACUGCGACUCAAUCUGCUAACAUUUGAGCCCUGUUACUAGUAG
Molecule: messenger RNA, 2171 nt
Organism: Sclerotinia trifoliorum
Lineage: Eukaryota; Fungi; Ascomycota; Leotiomycetes; Helotiales; Sclerotiniaceae
Source: the annotation of a GenBank genome assembly